AUGAUUGAUUUGAUAAAUGAUUUUGAAUCAGAUAUGCACAAACUCGGAGGUCUUGCUUUAGUUAUUCGGGAACUUAGUAACUCAGAUGCUGGAAUAAGGGUGGCCUGUGCAUGGAUUGUUGGUAAAGCCAGUCAAAACAAUCCUGUAGUUCAGAAACAGAAACAACCUAAAUGGCCUGAAAUUGUCUAUUCCGAAGGCGGCGACCUAAUGCUAAAGGGCAUUUUGAGCAACGCCACUGCUGAUGUUAGAUUAGUGUCACUUGUAGCUGAUCUGGCUGAAUAUAAGUUAGAAUAUACUAGCAAAUGGGAUGUUCCUUUUUUCUGCAAUUGUGCAUUGGUGAGGCUGCUGAUUGAUUUGAUAGCAUCAGGUUCCUUUUCUCUACUAAAAUCAUCCGUUCAAAUCUUGAAUUGGGUGUUCGUUAAUUUCCUCAGACCCGCUAAGAACCUCAAGAAAGACGGCUCAUGGGCAUUGGUUAUGGGUCCUACAGAUGGUAUUGGUAAAGCAUUUGCCUUCCAACUGGCCAGUAAAGGACUAAAUUUGGUUCUUGUGGGUCGGAAUCUUGCGAAACUAAACGAUGUUUCAGAUUCAAUGCGAACUAAAUUCAAACAAACCCAAAUCAAAGUUGUUGUGGUUGAUUUUAGUUGUGAUUUAGAUCAUGGGCUUGGGAGGAUUAAGGAAACAAUUGCUGGUAUAGAUGUUGGGUUUUUGAUAAAUAACGUUGCGGUUUGUUAUCCUUAUGCUAGAUUUUUUCAUGAAGUCGAUGAUAAGUUGAUGUCUGAUUUAAUUAAGGUUAAUGUUGAAGGGACGACUAAAGUUACAAAUGUUGUCUUGACUAGAAUGAUCAAGAGAAAGAAAGGAGCUAUUGUUAAGUGA
Molecule: messenger RNA, 873 nt
Organism: Lactuca saligna
Lineage: Eukaryota; Viridiplantae; Streptophyta; Magnoliopsida; Asterales; Asteraceae
Source: the annotation of a GenBank genome assembly